Messenger RNA from Didymosphaeria variabile, 1884 nucleotides. RefSeq lists its product as uncharacterized. Gene Ontology annotation, biological process: transmembrane transport. Gene Ontology annotation, molecular function: transmembrane transporter activity. Lineage: Eukaryota; Fungi; Ascomycota; Dothideomycetes; Pleosporales; Didymosphaeriaceae. The coding region runs from base 1 to 1884 and encodes 627 amino acids. The transcript is spliced from 6 exons. The record is from RefSeq and is a predicted model, not a curated record.
AUGGUGUUAACUCUCUGGGGUCGCCAGAUCCGAUACCACAGCCCGUGGGUACAAAGCAUCAUCAGUGGUGUCGGCGUCGGAGCUUCAGCCGGCAUCUAUGUUGCGCUUAAUUUGCUGGGAGCCGGUGGCGGCAGACCAGACUCCGCGCACGUCGUUCAAGUUGUCAACGCGACGUUAUGCUCAGUCUGGUUCUUCUCUUCCUCGUUCGGUGGCUCUAUCCUGAACAAGCUCGGCCCAGGCAUCACCAUGUGUCUCGGCGUGCAGACGUACGCUGUUUACGUCGGUUCGCUCUGGUACUACGACGAGACAGGCAAAACGGGGUAUCCGUACGCUGCCGGCCCGAUUAUUGGAAUUGGGGCUGGAAUGGUGUUCAUCACUGCGGGCUACAUCGCGACUGCGUACCCUGAAGAAAGAGAUAAGGGUGCAUAUGCGACAAUGUUGAUGAAUAUGCAAGGUCUUGGGUCGGUCAUCGGAGGCAUUAUCCCGGUCAUCAUCAACAGAAACAAAGACACUGCAGCUGGAGUGCCCCGACCAGUCUACAUUUCGUUCAUUGUCAUCAUGAUUAUCGGAGGGCUCAUUACGCUGCUCUUGCAACGUCCACAGAAGCUUAGAAGAGACGAUGGUUCAACGGUAGCUGUGCAUCCAGCUCGUGGAGCCUGGGAAGAGUUGAGGUCAAAUUUGUUGAUUUUUAGCGAUCCGAUUCUGCUCAUGAUGUUGCCGGCAUUCUUCCCAGCUGAGUGUUUCUUGGUUUACAGCGGUUCUGUCAAUGCCUACCUGAACGGCCUUCGCGCUCGUUCGCUGUUAUCUUUUGUCGCUGUCUGCCUACAAAUUCCUGCUGGCUGGGCACUGCAAUGGAUUCUCGACCGCCCAACCUGGGGAAGGCGCAAACGUGGUCUCAUCGGGCUAACCAUCGUUGCUGUUCCACUGGUCGCAGCUUGGGUCUGGGAAAUGAUCCGCGUGCGCAAUUACGACCGCAAUGUCGCGGUCACAAAUCCCACCGAUUGGGAUGAGCCGAGGUUCGGUUGGAUCUUCGUGCUGUUCAUGUUGAAUUGGGUGUUUUCACAACUAUGGCACAACAUCGUCUACUACUGGAUCGGCGCCAUCACCAACUCCCCCCAAAAGCUCACCCACUACGUCGGCGUCUUCCGCGGUGUCCUCGGCGCCGGCGAAGCCGUCUGCUUCGGUCUCGACUCCAUCAAGAUUCCUUUCCUCGCCGAAGCCGGUGGCGUCCUGCUAUUCUACGUCCUCGGCAUUUGCAGUUUCUACUACCUUGGUAUCUACCAUAUCAAGGACACGAAUUACGACCAUCGCGAAGAGGGCGCUGUCAUCCCGAACCAUAUCUUGGAGGGCAAGGGGUUGACGGAGGGGCAAGAUGUUGCGCAGAUAAGGAGGAAUUCUACUCUGGAGGAAAGCUCGGAGAAAGAGGAAGUCAAGUGGGCUAAUGGCUCACAGAAUCAAGCCGUGGCUAUUCCAGGGCGCGAAGUUGCGGCAGCUGGAGUGCCCGAGCUACCACCCGUACCGCCGGUCCCGACAGCGCUCAGGCCCGACUCAAGCCCAUCAGAUGCGGAUGGAUCCGGUGUCGCCGAAAGACCCGACUCAAGCGACCCAGUAGCCUCCGAUUCAGAAGGAUCCGGUGUCUCCGUCGCCGACGACACAUCCCCCUCUCCAGACGUACACCCCAGCCCACCAAAAUUAAUACACCCCGGCUUCACAGCACCGCACACAGACCCAGGCGGACAAUACCAAUCAUCGUCCACAGACACACACUGCACCGAUGGCUUCGGAAGCCCGGCAGCCGUACACGCAGGCUGGCUCUAUCACAUCACUCAGCAUCAGCUCUCCUCCGUGUCGUCACCGCGGCGACAGAAGGGAUCUUACAUAUGA